Mastomys coucha (southern multimammate mouse) is the source of this 4915-nucleotide messenger RNA. RefSeq names its product desmocollin 2 (gene Dsc2). The transcript has 16 exons. Gene Ontology annotation, molecular function: calcium ion binding. NCBI's taxonomy places the organism in Eukaryota, Metazoa, Chordata, Mammalia, Rodentia, Muridae. Gene Ontology annotation, cellular component: plasma membrane; desmosome. Gene Ontology annotation, biological process: homophilic cell-cell adhesion. Bases 289 to 2997 code for a protein of 902 amino acids. The record is from RefSeq and is a predicted model, not a curated record.
GGGACAUAUAGGUGGCGUCUGCUGGUGAGAAAUACCUAGCACAGGUGAAAGGGUGGCGGUCAGAGGGAGUUCCCACCGGUUUAGUUCUUAAAGUCAUGAAGACUCAAGAAAAAUAACAAGGAGUGGCCUAUUGGAGUCUUUUGGACUUGCCCGCAGCUCCACCCUCGGCCAGAGGAAAAGCCCCUGGGGACCGAGGCGGGAGCAUCAGACAAGCGCGAGAAAAGCGCCUGUGCGCGCUCCACCUCUGCGCAGCGGGUGCGGGGCGGUGACCUGUCCCUUGAGCUGGCCAUGGCGGCUGCGGGAUCUAUGCGCUCCGGGAACCCUGCUUUCGGCCUGGGACACCUGUUGACCCUCGCGAUCCUUUCACUUGCCUGUGAUGCCUGUAAAGAAGUCAUCCUCCAGGUCCCCUCUGAACUACCUGCUGAGAAACUUGUUGGCAGAGUGAACCUGAUGGACUGCCUUAAGUCGGCAAAUAUAAUUCAUCUGAGUGAUCCUGACUUCCAAGUCUUAGAAGAUGGUUCUGUGUACACAACCAAUUCUGUUGUCUUGUCCUCGGGGCAAAGGAGCUUCACUAUAUGGCUUUUCAACACUGACAGCCAAGAAGAAAGGGAGAUAUCUGUCCAUUUAGAGGGCCCAGCAGAGGUACUAAAUAAAAGACUGCACACAGAGAAGGUUCUCAGCCGUGCCAAGAGAAGAUGGGCUCCUAUCCCUUGUUCCAUGCUAGAGAAUUCAUUGGGCCCCUUCCCACUUUUCCUUCAACAGAUCCAAUCUGACACAGCUCAAAACUACACCAUAUACUAUUCCAUCAGAGGUCCAGGAGUUGAUAAAGAACCUCUAAACUUAUUUUACGUGGAAAGAGAUACUGGAAAACUGUAUUGCACUGGUCGUGUAGAUCGUGAGCAAUAUGCGUCCUUUGAGCUGACAGCAUUUGCAACAACUCCAGAUGGUUAUACGCCAGAGUACCCACUGCCGCUCCUCAUUGUAGUAGAAGAUGAGAAUGAUAAUUACCCAAUCUUUACACAGGAAGUGUACAGCUUCACAGUUUUGGAAAGCAGUUCCAUUGGUUCUCACGUCGGGGAGGUCUGUGCAACAGACCAGGAUGAGCCGGACACAAUGCACACUCGGCUGAGGUACUCCAUCCUGCAGCAGUCACCUGCUCCACCCACGUUAUUUACUAUGCAUCCCAGCACUGGUGUGAUCACGACCACGUCGACUCAGCUGGACAGAGAGUUAAUUGACAAGUACCAGUUGAUAAUAAAAGUCCAGGAUAUGGAUGGCCAGUAUUUUGGCUUGCACACAACAGCAACCUGCAUCAUUACUAUUGGAGAUGUGAAUGACAACUUGCCAACAUUCACUCGCACUACAUAUGUGACAUCAGUGGAAGAAAAUACAGUUGAUGUGGAAAUCUUACGUCUUACUGUUCAGGAUAAAGAUUUAGUUAACUCACCUAAUUGGAGAGCUAAUUACACCAUUUUAAAGGGCAACGAAAAUGGAAAUUUUAAAAUCGUAACAGAUCCCAAAACCAAUGAAGGCAUUCUGUGCGUGAUUAAGCCUCUGGACUAUGAAGAACGACAACAGGUGAUCCUGCAAAUUGGUGUAGUUAAUGAAGCUCCAUUUACUAGAGAGGCUAGCUCAAAGUCACCCAUGAGCACAGCUACAGUGACUGUCACCGUGACAAAUCAGGAUGAGGGCCCUGAGUGUAUCCCUCCAACGCAAACUGUGAGGAUUCGAGAAAAUGUACCAGUUGGUACUAUAAACAGUGGGUAUAAGGCGUAUGACCCAGAGACCAGAAACAGCAAUGGCAUAAGGUACAGGAAGUUAAGUGACCCAAGAGGGUGGGUCACUGUUAAUGAAGACUCAGGAUCAAUCACCAUUUUCCGAACACUGGAUCGAGAGGCUGAGACCGUCAGAAAUGGCAUCUACAAUAUUACAAUCCUUGCAUUAGAUGCAGAUGGGAGAAGCUGUACUGGAACUCUGGGAAUCAUACUUGAAGAUGUGAAUGACAAUGGCCCAUUCAUACCCAAGCAGACAGUGGUGAUAUGCAAGGCUACCAUGUCCUCUGCUGAAAUUGUUGCAGUUGAUCCCGAUGAGCCAGUGAAUGGUCCACCAUUUGAUUUCAGUUUGGAGAGUUCUGAUUCGGAAGUACAGAGGAUGUGGAGGCUGACAAGAAUCAAUGAUACAGCAGCUCGUCUUUCCUAUCAGAAUGACCCUUCAUUUGGAUCCUAUGCAGUUCCCAUCCGAGUUACAGACAGGCUAGGUCUGUCCUCAGUCACAUCUUUGAAUGUCAUUGUAUGUGACUGCAUUACUGAAAGUGACUGCACACACCGCUCUGGAGAAAGGACUGGUUAUGCUGAUGUGAGACUUGGACCAUGGGCUAUCCUCGCUAUACUGUUGGGCAUAGCCUUGCUAUUCUGUAUCUUGUUUACAUUAGUCUGUAGUGUUUCCCGGGCAUCAAAACAACAGAAAAUUCUUCCUGAUGACUUAGCUCAGCAGAACCUAAUUGUGUCAAACACCGAGGCUCCUGGAGAUGACAAAGUCUAUUCCUCAAAUGGCUUCACAACUCAAACUGUGGGAGCUGCUGGGCAAACAGCUUUCACCACCGUGGGAACUGGUGUCAAAAGUGGAGGGCAAGAGACCAUUGAGAUGGUCAAAGGAGGACAGCAGACUUUGGACUCCCGCAGGGGCACUGGCUAUCAACACCAUACCCUGGAUCCUUGCAGGGGAGGACACGUGGAGGUGGACAACUACCGAUACGCUUAUUCUGAGUGGCACAAUUUCACUCAGCCCCGACUUGGUGAGAAGGUGCAGCUUUGCCAUGAGGAUGAUAAGCUGAAGCUUGCUCAAGACUAUGUCCUCACAUACAACUAUGAGGGAAGAGGCUCGGCUGCUGGCUCUGUGGGUUGCUGUAGUGACCUACAGGAAGAAGAUGGGCUUGAGUUUUUGGACCACCUGGAGCCUAAAUUUAGGACAUUAGCAGAAGUAUGUGCAAAGAGGUGAACCACUUCUAACAGAGUAACAAUAACUAGUGGACUCACCACCUUGUCCUCCCUGAUUUUAACCGUAAAACAGGAGUUUUCAAAAACAGAAGAUGUUAUAUUUGGGGCUCCCUCCCCCAUCUUGGUCUGCAGACUCUCCAUACAAAUGCACAUUUAAAAGACACUUUGUGUAUUAGUACUUGAAAACCAUUGUGCACAGGUUUCAAUUACUUGUCUUUUUACCAGGUGUCAUCUCAGUUGGAAACUUAAGGAAAUUUGCAUUACUGUUUACAUUGGGUAUGAUGACAGCAGCCAACUUACAGUGCAAUAAAGUUAAAUGAAUUUGAGUCUAUUUAUGGACUAUUGACUAUAUCCCAAUUGGAGAGUGUAGACACCAUUAUCUUCAGUUAAUGGAUUAACUGAUUGUUCAUAUGGUGCUUGGAAACAGUUGUUUUCCUAUACAUUAUAACUGUAUAUAUUGUGCCUUACUUUUGUUAUAGUCUUGUGACAUGGCCUGGCUUCAUAGUACAAAGGUAGACUGUCAGACAGCCAUUGAGUGAUCUACCUUCAAAGGUAGAUUGCCAGACAGCCAUUGAGUGUGUUUGAAGUUCUAAUCCAGUGGGCUUUGCUUCUAUUCUAUGUAAAACCCUGCACUGAAUCUCAAUCUCUUUUGUACUGACUUUGUCAGUUAAAUUUAGAUUUCAAAACUUCUUUAUAAAGUAUUCUGUUUUUCCUUCCAAAAGUUUUUGUCUGUGAAUACCAAAUGGUCUACACUGCCAUCCUCUCUUCAUUUAAAUUUUUUUUUUUGUUUUGUUUUCUCUCCUGUUUGACUUUGAAAGGUCUACUUGGGUUGAAUAACCCAAGAUAUUCCUAAAAGUUGUCUCUUCUCAUGAAAUAGUUGGUGUGUAUGCAUAUGCAUUGUUGGUUUUCUUAAGCUCAAUGUAAUAGCAACAUUAUUGUUUUGGAUUUUUUUGGUAAUUACUUCAUUUUUGUCCUUAGUAAAGAACUUUUAAUUUUUCCAAUGAAACUAUAGGACUCUUUCAUGAUCUUUCAGAAGCAAAGUUCUUUGUAACAAAAACACUAGUGUAGUUAGAAGUAGGUUGUGGCAACCUAAUGUUGACUGGCAUAGACACAAUUUCUGUCCUUCAUUCAAGGACACUGGAAGUGGGAAGUAGUGAUAGAGUUUAAACUAAGCUUCUCAGUAUAAUAAUGACGAACAAUCUCUAGGAUAAUGACUUCACUAAUGUUUUAGAUGAUAUGGCUAGUCACAAUUACAUGGUUGAAAAAUUAUUUUUAGAAACAGUUUGUAAUAAUAAUUAUUUUAUGAAAUAUAGAAAUGGGCCAAACAAUUUAAAAAUUUUUAGGAAUGUACACAUGAGCAAACUUCAUAGCCAGCGAAGUUCUAGAUCACAGGUCACCCUCCCUUCAGUCUGGGAACUCAGCACUUACCCUACAUGGAUGGAUAGUCUAGAAUGGAUAGUCUACAUGCAUGUGAUUGCUCACUGUGUGUCUAGCUUGAAUUCACCAACCUGGUUUAUAACAAUUGUUUCCAGAACAAACAUUGGGAAAAAAUUUUGAACAUCAACUAUGUAUGCAGUCGAGUCAUUAUUGUUCAGUCAAAAAUAUUUCUCAGAGUUAUUUUUAAUAAAUUAUGUACAAAAUGAUUGUGUGCUGGUGGUGAUGGUAAUGUGAAUCAAGCUACUUUAAGCAACUGGUGUGGGUUGGUUACUUGGGUCUGACGUGCAUGAAAGUGGUUUUAGUGGACCAUCUGGAUCCACAGAUACCUGCAGCAUUAUUAUCAGCACACUGGAUAUUAUUCCUGUGCUGUGGGCAUUAGCGAUUUUGCAUUUUCUCUAUUUUUAUCAUCUUAAGGUAGAAUAUACCUUUAGCAUUCUUACCCUACAUGUUUAAAAGACAAUUGAAUAAAAAAAAAUAAUGUG